AUGUUUUCCCUUAGAGGUGGUGAAACAACAUCAUCUAAUGGAACAUCGCGUGUAUCUACAAUUCGUCUUGAUGAUGUUGAAUGGCCACAACAGUCAUCUAUUCUUAUGCUAAAGAUUGAUGUCGAAGGUUUUGAACUAAAUGCACUUCGUUCGGCAGAAAAAUUAUUUCGUGAAAAACGUAUUCAUCAUUUAAUCUUUGAAUACACAGCUUGGUGGACUGAUCGAGCACCACAAAAGGAACUUAUACCAUUUGUUGAAAAAACUCUUGGUGCAAAACAAUUAUUUGCAUUAGACCGAAUAGAUAGUACUGUUUAUGGACCGUUGACUCGAUAUGCACUAAAUCGAUUUCACGAUGUGCAUGUCCGACGACAUCCUCAAACUGAUAUCUAUGCUACUUUUAUUGAAUCGGGUGUAAGCCCUACUUUAAAAGUUCAACCGUACAAGGUCAUAUCAUCAUUUGCAUGA
Rotaria sordida is the source of this 465-nucleotide messenger RNA. NCBI's taxonomy places the organism in Eukaryota, Metazoa, Rotifera, Eurotatoria, Philodinida, Philodinidae. The record is from the annotation of a GenBank genome assembly.